This is a messenger RNA of Sporothrix brasiliensis 5110, 699 nucleotides long. RefSeq names its product protein GET1. The record is from RefSeq and is a predicted model, not a curated record. Lineage: Eukaryota; Fungi; Ascomycota; Sordariomycetes; Ophiostomatales; Ophiostomataceae. The coding region runs from base 1 to 699 and encodes 232 amino acids. The transcript is spliced from 2 exons. Gene Ontology annotation, biological process: tail-anchored membrane protein insertion into ER membrane. Gene Ontology annotation, cellular component: GET complex.
AUGCCGUCCCUCCUGCUCGUCGUCUUCCUCGUCGAGCUGGCCGUCCAGGUCGUCAACUCGCUGGGCGCUGCCACGAUAGCCGACUUCCUCUGGCGCAUCUGCAGCAUUGUGCCGUCCAAGCAAUCAGCCGCCGUCGCCGCGCAGCGCAAGGCCCAGACGGAGUACCUCGCCCUCCGCCGGGAGCUCCAUGCCACCAGCAGCCAGGACGAGUUUGCCAAAUGGGCCCGUUUGCGCCGCCAGCACGACAAGAAACUGGAAGAGUUGGAGGCGAAGAAAAAAUCCCUCGACACGGGCCGGCGCUCGUUUGACACGGCCGUCACCGUCCUCCGCUUGGCGCUCACGCGCGGCCUGCAGUUUUUGCUGCCCUUUUGGUACGCCCGCGAGCCCAUGUUCUGGCUGCCCCAUGGCUGGUUCCCUGGCUACGCCGAGUGGCUCGUCGCUUUCCCGCGCGCGCCCCGCGGCAGCGUGAGCAUCACCUCGUGGCAGCUGGCCUGUACGGGCGUGCUGGUCUUGGUCAAGGACACCCUUGUGGCGCUCGUGGCGCUGGUGCAGGAGGCCAGGGACACGACGACGCCGUCGCAGGAAAAGGAGACGACGUCCACAAAGCAAAAGGAGGCAGCGGUUGCUGCGGAGGGGGCGUCGAGCAAAGAGACGUCCAGCGAGACGAAGGCUGCACGGGCAGGAAAAGACGAACUGUAG